Sorghum bicolor (sorghum) is the source of this 2158-nucleotide messenger RNA. Its product is annotated as 1-aminocyclopropane-1-carboxylate synthase. The coding region runs from base 244 to 1719 and encodes 491 amino acids. Gene Ontology annotation, biological process: biosynthetic process; amino acid metabolic process. The record is from RefSeq and is a predicted model, not a curated record. NCBI's taxonomy places the organism in Eukaryota, Viridiplantae, Streptophyta, Magnoliopsida, Poales, Poaceae. Gene Ontology annotation, molecular function: pyridoxal phosphate binding; transaminase activity. The transcript has 4 exons.
ACGAAUGGACGCGUCCGGCGGCUCUUAUAAACCAGCGCGCGCCCCAAACCGGGAGAGACCAUCACCAGAAGCUGCAAGCUCUCCUUACAAAGCCUCCAAGGCCUCUUCUCCAGCCGCCCAACCACAGCCAGCUAGUAGUGAUCUCUCUCUCGGGAGCACACAGCUAAGGCACAGCACCUGUGCUAAGCUCCUGUUUCGUCGCGGCCAAGCUUUCUGAUCCUCGGUAGGAACAACCGACGUCAAAUGGCCGGUGGUAGAAGUGCCGAGCAUCAGCUCCUCUCCAGGAUUGCCGCCGGCGAUGGCCACGGCGAGAACUCGUCCUACUUCGACGGCUGGAAGGCCUACGACAUGAACCCUUUCGACCUGCACCGCAACCGCGACGGCGUCAUCCAGAUGGGCCUCGCCGAGAACCAACUGUCGCUUGACCUGAUCGAGCAAUGGAGCAUGGAGCACCCGGAGGCGUCCAUCUGCACGGCGCAGGGCGCGUCGGAGUUCCGGAGGAUAGCCAACUUCCAGGACUACCACGGCCUGCCGGAGUUCAGAGAGGCGAUGGCUAAGUUCAUGGGGCAGGUGAGGGGCGGGAAGGUGACGUUCGACCCCGACCGCGUCGUGAUGAGCGGAGGAGCCACCGGCGCCCAGGACACUCUGGCCUUCUGCCUCGCUGACCCAGGCGACGCCUACCUCGUGCCGACGCCAUAUUACCCAGCUUUCGACCGUGAUUGUUGCUGGAGGUCAGGAGUGAAGCUGCUGCCCAUCGAAUGCCACAGCUCAAACAACUUCACCCUCACACGGGAGGCGCUGGUGUGGGCCUACGACGACGCGCGGAGACAGGGCAUCCGCGUGAGGGGCAUCCUCAUCACCAACCCCUCCAACCCGCUGGGCACCACCAUGGACCGCGCCACACUGGCGAUGCUGGCCACGUUCGCCACGGAGCACCGCGUCCACCUCAUCUGCGACGAGAUCUACGCGGGCUCCGUCUUCGCCAAGCCGGACUUCGUGAGCAUCGCCGAGGUCAUCGAGCACGACGUCCCCGGAUGCAACAGGGACCUCAUCCACAUCGCCUACAGCCUCUCCAAGGACUUCGGCCUCCCGGGGUUCCGCGUCGGCAUCGUCUACUCGUACAACGACGGCGUCGUGGCCUGCGCGCGCAAGAUGUCCAGCUUCGGCCUCGUCUCCUCGCAGACGCAGCACUUCCUGGCGAAGAUGCUCUCCGACGGCGAGUUCAUGGCGCGCUUCCUCGCGGAGAGCGCGCGGCGGCUGGCGGCGCGCCACGAGCGCUUCACCGAGGGGCUCCGCGAGGUCGGCAUCGCGUGCCUGCCGGGCAACGCGGGGCUCUUCUCGUGGAUGGACCUGCGGGGCAUGCUCAGGGACAAGACGCCCGACGCGGAGCUGGAGCUGUGGCGGGUCAUCAUCCACGAGGUGAAGCUCAACGUGUCGCCAGGCACGUCGUUCCACUGCAACGAGCCCGGAUGGUUCCGCGUCUGCCACGCCAACAUGGACGACGACACCAUGGAGGUGGCGCUCCGCAGGAUCCACCACUUCGUGCGCCAGCACCAGCAGCAGCAGCAGCAGCAGAGCAAGGCCAAGGCCGAGCGCUGGGCGGCCACGCGCCGCCUGCGCCUCAGCUUGCCGCGCCGGGGAGCUGCUUCGCACCUCGCCAUCUCCAGCCCCUUGGCGUUGCUGUCGUCGCCGCAGUCGCCCAUGGUCCACGCCAGCUAAGUCACCGAGCAUUCGGCAAGACUGGCUGUAGGGUGCGUGUGCCCGUACAUCCGUACGUGCACCUUUUUUUUCCAGUCACAUGACUACAAGCAAGUCUAUGUGAUCGUUGAGAAAAAGAUUAGACAAGAGUAAAUGGGCGUACGUAGCUAGUUUGACGUUAUACAGAGACGUUCUGCAGGUAUCGGUAGUCAAGCAGGACACAUUGUCCUCGAUUCAUUCGUGCAUAUGUUUUUUUUUUUGGCGAAAAAAUCGCGUAUAUGGUUUGGUUUGACGUUAGUAUAAAGCAUGGUAGAAUAACGAUCGGAUAUGGUAAUUUAAUCCUGCCGAUCAAUUGUUGUUGUAAACCUCUGAAGGAAGUUUAUAACAGAAGCACAGUACCACAAAGCGUGAAUAAAAGACAAGUUUACUAAUCAUAAUUAUCUAUAUCGAGUUACUCCUA